AUGGCAUACACGGCAGCGAAGAACGGUUGCAAAGGUCUCGUGCGAAGCGGUGUUGUUCAACUAUCCUCUAGCAAUAUCCGCGUGAAUGCUGUUGCGCCCGCGCUUUGGACUAGGUGGGGAUCAGAGUAUUAUAACCGCAGUGCUGCACUGGGGGAAGUUGCUGUUUUCCUAGCUUUGGAUCUGGCAGUGGUGAUUAACGGCCAGGUUAUUGUUGCCGACAGUGAAAAGUCGGUUGCGGCGUCUGGAGGUGCUGUGCUUUAA
Molecule: messenger RNA, 261 nt
Organism: Penicillium crustosum
Lineage: Eukaryota; Fungi; Ascomycota; Eurotiomycetes; Eurotiales; Aspergillaceae
Exons: 2
Coding region: 1-261 (86 amino acids)
Source: RefSeq, a predicted model, not a curated record